This is a messenger RNA of Chelonus insularis, 945 nucleotides long. RefSeq lists its product as uncharacterized. The record is from RefSeq and is a predicted model, not a curated record. Bases 1 to 945 code for a protein of 314 amino acids. NCBI's taxonomy places the organism in Eukaryota, Metazoa, Arthropoda, Insecta, Hymenoptera, Braconidae. The transcript has a single exon.
AUGCAACAUGCAGACAACUCAACAAUCAAUGGUGAUGAAUCAUGUCAAUCUACAUGCGCUAACAGGAGUAAAGAAUGCUUCUCUGAUGACUCGACAGAAAGGAUGACCUUAGCACAUGAGGUUUCGGCCUCAGGAGGGUUGAGGGUCCUGGACGAAGAGUCAGAAGGUCUCGUUCGAUCUCCUACAGCCGGAGAAAAGAGAAAGACUCACACUAGUCAACUCUCAGACGACUCACAUGAUGCAACAAUCACCAAGAACAAGAUAGACAACUCAGAGAUUCAUGGACGAUUCUCUUCAGCACCUAGAGCAGCAGAAGAGACAUGGACUAAUGAGUCUUCAGAUCAAUCAGACAGCUCAGCAGUCUUACUCGCCACAGCCAAUGCAGUAUUACUCUCAGACUACUCUCAGCUUCCAAUAAGACUCCUGAUAGACUCGGGGUCUGAGCUGACGUUCAUCUCAUCAAGUGUGGUAAAGACUUGUCAUCUCCAACGUUGUCCAUCAGUGAUAUCAGUGCUGGGAAUUGGUAACGAACCAGCUGUACAAACUAGAGGAGUGACAACAGUGACACUUAGAUCAACUCACACACAGGAGCAAGUUACAAUUAAUGCUCAUAUCCUCAAAUGCGUCACUGGUACUUUACCAACCAGACAACUCAAGGAAAUCAACUGGUCAGCUCUCAACUCUCUUCAACUUGCUGAUCCAGACUACUCAACUCCAAGACCCAUUGAUAUCUUAAUAGGAGCAGAUUGUUAUGGUCUGAUUGUGAAGGCGGGCAUCAAACAAUUUCCUCAGUCAUCUCUCAUAGCCCAAGAUUCAAUCUUUGGAUGGAUGCUCAUUGGAAUGCCACAACAGACACGAUGCUCAACUGUGAGAACUCAUCACGCAGCAUGGGUCAGCUCAUACCAGCAAGUGUCUGAUCUCUUGACAAAAUUCUGGGUUCAAUAA